UCCAAUAUUUUUUAUAAUCAGUACACAUAUAAAAAAGGUGAGCAAAGCUUUACCACUGCAUAAAAAAAAAUGGGUCCAUUUUUUCCAGUACUUCUUUUUCAUACUCAAAUUCAAAGCUUUUUUCUCUAAAGAACACGAUCCGAAUCGAACUCCGCCGCUCCCCCCGCCGCCCCCCCAAACUUCUUCUUCUUUCUCGAAAUAUACAGAUUUUGAACCAAAAUUUCCGAAUUUCACGUGAGCGACUUAUAAGAUAUAUUUGGGUUCGAUUUUUAUUUGGUUUGUUGAAAUGGAGGAUCAGUACGGAAUGGCAGAUCUAAGACAAUACAUGAACGGAGGAAGGUCGAUUUUCGGUUCCAUCCAACAAGUACCACCACCAGAGUUGUUACCUGUUACUUCUCACCAGCAACAACAACAUAGGAAUCUCGGGCCGGGCCAUCACCAAUAUGAGAUGGUGAUAGAUAUGGCCCAAGUUCCUUCGUCUUCAUCUGCUCACGGGCUUACUACUAUCCAUCAUAAUCAUCACCACCAACACGAGUUUCUUACAGACUCGAGUAAUCCUGUAGCUGUUACUACAGGUACUACUACGAGUGCUGGAUUUAGCGGGAUGGAUCAGAUGGAGACGGGUGGUGGUGGUGGUGGAGAUGGAAGCGGGCGGUGGCCCAGACAAGAGACACUUACACUACUUGAAAUCAGAUCAAGAUUGGAUUCAAAAUUCAAAGAAGCUAAUCAAAAAGGUCCCUUAUGGGAUGAAGUUUCAAGGAUUAUGUCUGAGGAACAUGGAUACCAAAGGACUGGAAAGAAGUGUAGAGAGAAAUUUGAGAACUUGUACAAGUACUACAAGAAGACUAAAGAAGGGAAAGCUGGAAGACAAGAUGGUAAACACUAUCGAUUUUUUCGACAACUCGAAGCUUUAUAUGGUGAAACAAGCAAUAAUAUUUCCUCAGCCUCAGCUUCAGAAGCUCUUCAUCAGGGAAGUUAUUUUUCUUACAAUCCCGUUAACAACAUCAAUCAAGAUCCUCAUAAUUUUCAUCAUCAUCACGCUCCUAAGCUCUCUGAUAGCAUGAGUCUCUCAAAUUCAUCUGAAUUCAACACGAGUUCCUCAGACGAUAGUGAUCAAGACAAGAUGAGCAAGAAGAGAAGGGGGAAGAGGAGCUUGAAGGCGAAAAUAAAAGAUUUCAUUGAUGGACAAAUGAGGAAGUUGAUGGAGAAACAAGAAGCAUGGUUGGAGAAAAUGAUGAAAAUGAUUGAGCAUAAAGAACAAGAAAGGAUAUUGAGAGAAGAAGAAUGGAGGAAUCAAGAGACGAUUCGUAUGGAAAGGGAACAUAAAUUUUGGGCUAAUGAGAGAGCAUGGAUAGAAGCACGCGAUGCUGCUUUGAUGGAGGCUGUGCACAAGCUAAGUGGGAAAGAUUUGAAGAGUAAUAGUAGUAACCCGUGUAUUCUUGAUGAAGAAAUUGUUGAAAUUCAAGGUCAGAAUGAUAAUAGUCUGAAAGAUGACAUUGACCAACAUUGGCCUGAUAGUGAAAUUACUAGGUUAAUACAACUUAGGACUAGCAUGGAAUCAAGAUUUCAACAAUUGGGGAUUUCAUCAUCAAGAGAUGACGAUGAUCAUGAUGAUGAUGAUAAUGAUGACGAUCAUGUCUUAUGGGAAGAAAUUAGUGCAAAAAUGGCUAUUUUGGGAUAUGACAAAAGUGCUACAAUGUGCAAGAAAAAAUGGGGCAGAAUCAAUAGUUACCUAAUGAAGUGCAACAAGAAAAGAAAAGAUCAAAAUUCAACAAGUUUGUUAUGUUACAAUAGUAAUGUCCAAAUCAACCAUCAAUAUUAUGAAGCUGAUGGAUCAUCAUGUUUUAGGUACUUAAUGGGAGAUCAUGCUGAUAAUCAUCAUCAUCAAAACUUAUGGGAUAAUUAUGAAUUGAAAUUAAGCAAAGGUGGUGGUGAUGGCGGCGGCGACAAUAACUGAUGAUGUGUCACAACAAGUACAACAAGACAAUUUGUAAGUUUUUUUUUUCUAAAAAAAAAUAAAUAAAGAUUGGUUGACAUGAAGUUUGUCUUGGGUUGCUAACUGUUUUUGUGGAACAUAAAUUGAUUUGAAGUUAACUUGUCCUAGCUAGGAGGUUGAUCCAUUUGGCUAUCUAAUUUUUACUAUUUUGAUUAGAUGUUCUAUUUAUAUGUUUGUAUUCAAAUAAUUAAGUAUUGGAUUGAUAUGGUUCUCUUCAAUUUGCUAAUUCUCGUGA
Solanum dulcamara is the source of this 2231-nucleotide messenger RNA. RefSeq names its product trihelix transcription factor PTL-like. The record is from RefSeq and is a predicted model, not a curated record. Lineage: Eukaryota; Viridiplantae; Streptophyta; Magnoliopsida; Solanales; Solanaceae. The transcript is spliced from 2 exons. Bases 287 to 1957 code for a protein of 556 amino acids.